UUAUAGUUUCUUGAGAGAAAAGAUUAAUGGAUACUCUUUCUUCAUCUUUCCUUCAGAAUUAUUCCUUAAGUCCAUUUCUUCCCUUUCAAUUCAAGACUCCGAUCAGAGCCGACGCUUCUUCUUCUCCCCCCGCAAGAACUCAGCUUCACACCACAAAACAGUCCAAAACCAGCCAAAUUACAGGCACCAAAAAGCACUCUAAUUUACUUGCAAAUCUUUUCAAGUCCUUGGAUGGUUUCAUAUGCAAUUUUGUCGACCCUCCUCUUGGCCCCGCCAUCGACCCCAAACUCGUCCUCACCGGGAACUAUGCUCCAGUGGACGAGCUGCCCCCCACCGUUUGUGAGGUGGAGGAGGGAUCCCUUCCGCCAUGCCUCGACGGAGCUUACAUCCGCAACGGCCCGAAUCCUCAGUUCAUCCCUCGCGGCCCCUACCACUUCUUCGACGGAGAUGGGAUGCUUCAUUGUAUUAGAAUCUCCAAAGGCAAACCCACGUUCUGCAGCCGCUAUGUCAAGACUUACAAGUACAACAUGGAGCGAGAAUUUGGGUCGCCCGUUGUAAUAAACUACUUUUCCGCCUUCACUAGCCUGCCAGCUUCCGUGGCUCGCUGCGCUGUCUACUUUAGCCGCGUGGUAUCUGGGCAAUACGACAUCCGCCGCGGCACCGGCAAUGCGAAUACGAGCUUGGCUCACUUCGGCGGAAAACUCUUUGCUCUAUGUGAGUCUGAUCUUCCAUACGCAAUAAAAAUAACAUCCGAUGGGGAUAUAAUCACUUUGGGCCGCGAUGAACCUUUCAGUUUGCCGCUAAUGUCGAUGACGGCACAUCCAAAAGUCGACAAAGAAACCGGCGAUGUCUUUGCGUUCAGGCAAAGCGUUUUCCGACCAUACCUAACAUACUUCAGAAUCAACGCCGAUGGAAUCAAGCAAAGGGAAGUGCCGAUUCUCUCCAUGCCCGAAGCUUCGUUGACCCAUGAUUUUGUUAUUACGAAAAACUACGCUAUAUUUCCUAAUACUCAAAUGGAAAUCAACCCGAAGGGGAUUCUCAAAGGGAAGCAGCUGGCGCUGGUUGAUGGAGCGAAAGUGCCGAGGCUGGGGAUCAUCCCGCGAAACGCGGAGGAUGACAGUGGGAUGAUGUGGAUUGAGGUGCCUGGAUUGAAUCUGUUACACGCGACCAAUGCGUGGGAGGACGACGACGGCGACACUGUUGUGGUGGUGGGCCCAAAUCUUUUGCAGGUGGAGCAUUUUUUGGACCGGAUGGAUUUGGUUCAUUCAUCCAUGGAAAGAAUAGAAAUCAAUUUGAAGGCGAAGACGGUGGAGAGGCGGCCGGUUUCCCCCAGAUGUCUGGAGUUUGCAGUUAUCAAUCCGGCUUGUGUUGGGAAGAAGACAAAAUAUUUAUAUGCGGCGGAUGGCUGGCCAUUUGCAAGCUCAGGGUUGGUGAAGAUAGACCUAUCACUUUCUACGGCUAACUCCGAUGACUGCGUGGUGGCUAGUCGACUAUACGGUCCCAACUGCUACGGCAGUGAGCCAUUUUUCGUGGCAAGAGAGCCCAACAAUCCGGCGGCGGAGGAAGACGACGGGUACUUAGUAACUUACGUACAUAACGAAAAUACGAAAGAAUCAAAGUUUUUGGUGAUGGAUGCGAAAUCCCCUAAUCUUGAAAUCGUUGCUUCCGUAAAGCUGCCACAAAGGGUGCCCUACGGUUUUCAUGGACUCUUUGUGAGGGAAGAUGAGCUCCAAAAACUCCAAUAAAAAUGUGUAUUUGUGUGUGAAAUUUUACUUUCAGUUACAGUUUGUGUAUCUUAGGAACAUACUAGAUUAGGGUUUGAUUCGAUUCUAAGUUUGAGUUUGAAUAAGCUGAAUUACUAAUGAGCUGAGCUCA
Messenger RNA from Sesamum indicum (sesame), 1875 nucleotides. RefSeq names its product putative carotenoid cleavage dioxygenase 4, chloroplastic. Gene Ontology annotation, molecular function: carotenoid dioxygenase activity. Lineage: Eukaryota; Viridiplantae; Streptophyta; Magnoliopsida; Lamiales; Pedaliaceae. Gene Ontology annotation, cellular component: chloroplast stroma. Gene Ontology annotation, biological process: carotene catabolic process. The record is from RefSeq and is a predicted model, not a curated record.